AUGACUUAUCGUUCGAAACAGUACAGGCGACAGAAUCUUUGCCCUGGUCACCCCCAUCCCCACGACGAUACCGCGGCCUGCGUGGAACAAACCAGAGCCACGCAGCGGGUCGGCUCCUCCACCCCCUCCCCAUCUGGCGAACGGCGGCGCCUGUGCUGCUCCGGCGAGGUGCCCAGCAAUGGCCUCGAGCUCAACGGGAUGUGUGCUGCGCCCGGGCCGUGGAGCAGUUCCGUCUUCCCAGUCGAGUCACAGGAUUCGAUGAGCGUCCCCAGCGUCGUGUUUGGCGCCGGCGGCGGUGCACAGGUAGGCGUGGAGGCGGCGGCGGGCGAGGUGUGCUCUGAAGCCACUAGUGGCUGGACACGCAGGGGUGUUCCCUGGCUGGCGGGGUGGAUUGGUUCCGUUCUACCAGUGGACUACCAGGAUUCGAUGAGUGCCCCCAUUGUCAAGGUGGACGCGGUCGGCAAAGCACAGCCGUCAAAUGAUUGUUUUGAUUGGGCGAUGAUUGGUUUGGAGUAAAACCUUGAUGAUGGUUGUUUGGGACAAAAAUGGUCAUCAAUGAACUUGGGGUGAUUUCACACAGGAGGUUCAGUUUGAGUAUUUUCUAGAGGCAAGCUGGUUGUGCUUAGGCUGUCAGUCAAGCAGCUUGAAAGCAUGCCCACUGUCUAUGCAAAUUCACUAAUGUAGCUACUAUAUCUUGCAGGAAACUCUAUUAUAAGUUUAUCACUCAGUAACCUGAUGUUCUAUGAGCUAAUGCGGAUGCAAGGGAACCAUUUAGCGGCGGCAAGUGACUUGCUUGAGGCAAUCAAAGGGUCGUUCGUUGUUCUGUAAAACAGUUUGCCCUGUGUGGUAUCGGCAAUUUUUUUAAGGGAAUAGGUAUAGGCAAAUGGAAAUGCCAUGUAACUCUUUUUCAUUCAGUUUUAAGAACCUCCGCAAGAUAUUCAGUUUGGACCGUGUGUAGGGUUAAUUCAAUGCAAAUGCACUUUAAUUCAUGCA
Messenger RNA from Triticum dicoccoides, 993 nucleotides. RefSeq lists its product as uncharacterized. The record is from RefSeq and is a predicted model, not a curated record. The transcript has 4 exons. Bases 1 to 516 code for a protein of 171 amino acids. Lineage: Eukaryota; Viridiplantae; Streptophyta; Magnoliopsida; Poales; Poaceae.